This is a messenger RNA of Hipposideros armiger (great roundleaf bat), 374 nucleotides long. RefSeq names its product 5-hydroxytryptamine receptor 2C-like. Gene Ontology annotation, biological process: locomotory behavior; feeding behavior; chemical synaptic transmission. The annotation marks the transcript as partial. Gene Ontology annotation, cellular component: dendrite; plasma membrane. The transcript is spliced from 2 exons. Lineage: Eukaryota; Metazoa; Chordata; Mammalia; Chiroptera; Hipposideridae. Gene Ontology annotation, molecular function: G protein-coupled serotonin receptor activity; neurotransmitter receptor activity. The record is from RefSeq and is a predicted model, not a curated record.
UUGGUUGCUUAAGACUGAAGCAAUCAUGGUGAACCUAAGGAAAGCGGUGCGUUCGUUCCUUGUGCACCUAAUUGGCCUAUUGGUUUGGCAAUGCGAUAUUUCUGUGAGCCCAGUUGCAGCUAUAGUAACUGACAUUUUCAAUACCUCCGAUGGUGGACGCUUCAAAUUCUCAGACGGGGUACAAAACUGGCCAGCACUUUCAAUCAUCAUAAUCAUAAUCUUGACAAUAGGUGGCAACAUUCUCGUUAUCAUGGCAGUAAGCAUGGAAAAGAAACUGCACAAUGCCACCAAUUACUUCUUAAUGUCCCUAGCCAUUGCUGAUAUGUUGGUGGGACUGCUUGUAAUGCCACUGUCUCUGCUCGCAGUCCUUUAUG